AUGAGUCUAACACGGCCAGCACGAUGCCUUUUCUGCAGCUUCACUCGUGCUGCCACACCUGGCACGCGAGUUCCUCGUCGCCAAUUCCAUCCUACUCCCGCCUCUCUCUCGAACCGGAAACCGAAAUUUCCCAAUGUUAAAGCCCCUCAGACGGGCGAAUUCAAGCCCUAUACGGAAGAGCAGAAGGCCGAGCUCGCCAAGCAGUACUCCGAAUCGCAGAUGGCCGCCAUCAACGCCGGCGAGGCGGCUAUCGACCCGAAGGACCUGGCCGAGCAGCUCGAGGAACGAUCCGAUCCGAUGAAGUUCAAGUAUGUCGACGACUUCUCAGUGAUUGAACCCGGUAUCGACCGACACCAGCGCGCCCCGGAGUCCAACUCGGACAUCAAUUUCAAGAUGAAGACCGAGGAUGAUUUCGCGGAGGACUGGGGCCGCUACUUCGUUGAGCUUCCCAGUGAAGAUCACGCGUCAGGUUCAAGCUUCGUGAAAUUCGCCAACAGCUUGCGGGUCACCCACGGCAAGGAGGAGAACGAGCUGAACCCGCACAGUGCACUUGUUCCAGACCUUUUCGGGCCUGGCGAGACCAUUGACGAGCCCCGUGUGGAAGAACGCAAGACUGCCGCCGAGAAAGGCGAGAAGGAGCGGUCGGCUGCAGCCGAGGAAAUGACAGAUGCUUUGAAGAGCCUUCUCCUGAAGACAGGCUACACCGAGCAACAGGUUAAGGGCCUCCGCACCAAGACCCUUGUUUCACACAGCGUCACAAACCAGACCCGUCUAGGAAAGGUUCGCCGUGCAUACCGUCUGUCUAUUGCCGGCAAUACAAACGGCCUGUUGGGUAUUGGUGAGGCCAAGUCCGACGAAGCUGCAGAUGCAGUGAUCCAGUCGCAAUAUCGUGCCAUCCGCAACAUGCAGCCCAUACCCCGUUACGAGAACCGCACCAUCUACGGUGAUGUCAAGGGCAAGGUGGGAGCCACGGAGUUGCAGCUUAUGCACCGCCCCCCAGGCUUCGGUCUCCGUGUCCAGUAUCUCAUUUGGGAGAUGUGCCGUGCAUGUGGCAUUCACGAUCUGUCGGCCCGUGUUGGUCGGUCAAGAAACCCCAUGAACACGGUCAAGGCCGCCUACGAGGCCAUUAUGAGCCAGCGUAGUCCCGAGCAGGUCGCUCACGCACUCGGCAAGAAGAUCGUCGACGUGCGCAAGGUGUACUACGCUGGCAAGGUUUAG
Messenger RNA from Penicillium canescens, 1218 nucleotides. Its product is annotated as mitochondrial 37S ribosomal protein uS5m. The record is from RefSeq and is a predicted model, not a curated record. The coding region runs from base 1 to 1218 and encodes 405 amino acids. Gene Ontology annotation, molecular function: RNA binding; structural constituent of ribosome. Gene Ontology annotation, cellular component: ribosome. NCBI's taxonomy places the organism in Eukaryota, Fungi, Ascomycota, Eurotiomycetes, Eurotiales, Aspergillaceae. The transcript is spliced from 2 exons. Gene Ontology annotation, biological process: translation.